Candidula unifasciata is the source of this 2249-nucleotide messenger RNA. The record is from the annotation of a GenBank genome assembly. Lineage: Eukaryota; Metazoa; Mollusca; Gastropoda; Stylommatophora; Geomitridae.
GCGAGAUGAGUUAUGCAGUCAACUACAUCGGUCACUACCUUGUUCCUUGGGACUGGGGCAACAAGCCUAUGGUAGCAACGUGUACAGGGAAACGAGAGGCCAGCAGAAGGGCCGUGUCAGACAUUACCGUGUCCGCGACCUGCUCGUCCUCACUUGACCUCAAGGUUACAGUUGACAUGGGCCCAGCGGAGACUUUUCCUGGCAUUGACCACUUUCAGUACGCCAUAGAGCCGGCGAGUACCUGGGUGCAAGGCUAUACACCAGGUAUGCACACAUGUACCUCUGCAACCUGCCAGAAAGAUGGCAACAAGGCCAUCCUCUCUAUCAAAUCUCCGGCUAAUGAAUUUAAGCUGGCCAUAAACGUCAUCGGAAGACUAACAUUGCCUAGACAAUCUUGGCUGGAGAAACCCUACGAGGGCAAAUGUGAUGGUUCUGUUUUGCGAGACGGCGACACCUCAACGAAUCCAGGCACGUCGAAUCCACCCAUACAAAAGCCAGGAGGCAACAACAACAACAACAACCAACCUUUCAACCCGACCUACACCACCAGCGACAUCUCUGAAGCCAGCAAGAAGUUCGUCAUGGAACUCAACGAACCAGGAACAGACCUCCCCGGCCAGACCCGCAAAUUCAUUGUUUACUUCUCUUCUCCGGUUGUUGCCAGAAUAGACGAGGCUGGAAGUAAGGUGACUUUUCAACCACAGGGAGGUGGUGCUUACACCGGCCUGGCUCAGAUUGUGUAUGCCGGGACGUCGCCAAGAGGAGACGGUUCCAAGGUGAACUUCUUCGACAAGUAUGCGGGGUUCUACUCCUACAGUCCAACGCUGAAGUACUGCGCUAGUCAGUCAAGCAAUAAGGUCUACGUCAGUUACGACUGGAACACCAAAGACGCAAAUGGCAAUGCUCCUGGCGGGAACCUGUUAAUGGUGACAAUGCCACAUCAUGCAUUACUUCUACAGAAGACGCAUCCAGAAAAGUUGAUAGACACACCGUUUUUCUACAAAGCUUUUGAAGGUAAUGACUGGCUGAUGGAAUAUGAUUUAUUACACACAGAAAUCGACCCUGAUCCACAGGGCGUGGCCAAAGUCAAAGCGAAUCCGUCACAGCUGAAGGAUAUUUUAGCUGCCAUCGACAGAGACGCGCAGAAACAGAAUUUAGACGGCAACUGCGCCCACACCGACAGUUACAAUGGUGGUAAAGACAUAGGAAUGGUGGCUCGGUUGGCCAGCCUCUCCAGGGUGUUCGGCACCAACCAUUACCAGAAGCUGGACGAAUCCAUCAAAAACUGCCUGGAGAAAUGGCUGAGGAUUUCAGAUACACUAGAAGACCUAUGGAAGUUCCAUUACGACACUGUCUGGGGCGGCUUGUUCCUGAGGGCCACCACUGAUGCUCAGGUGGAUUGGGGCACGGACUAUGGAUUCCCUUACUACAAUGACCAUCACUUCCAUCUGGGCUACUAUAUCUAUGCCAUGGCCUACUAUGUCAAACAUAACCAGGCCUGGGGUAACGCUCACAAAGACCGGAUCUAUGCUGUAGUUCGUGAUGUGGGCAAUCCUAGCCCCAAGGAUCCUUUCUUUCCAGUUGCCAGACAAAAGGAUCACUUUACCGGAUUUUCAAUAGCUUCUGGAUUGGUACCAGGGAUUAGACAGGAAGAGUCAGCGUCUGAGGGCAUCAACUGUUACCACGGGAUAGCUGGACUGGGUGAUGCCUUCAAUGAUCAGAACCUCAAACAAACUGGGCAAGUUCUGCUGGCCAUGGAAAUACACUCUGUGAGAGAGUACUGGCAGGUCAGGGCUCACAAUCGCAACCACUUCCCGCCCGUCAUCCAGAACUAUGGAGUUGUUGGCAUGGUUACAGAGUCGGACUUCUACGCCUACACACUCAACUGGCCAUGCUGGCCCAACAUCUUUCCUCAACGCCAUGCCUGCUUGAUUGGUAUACAGGUCAUCCCUAUCACUGCAGUCUCCAAGUACUGGGUGGACCAGGAAUGGGCCGGAAGUAUCCGACAGAGCUGUGAAUGGGCAAACAACCCUAGCUCUCAUCCGAGCUACCACUUAGCCGAUAUGACAGAUGAGCUGAAAACUCCACUUGGAACUGGUUGGCAAGCAUUCUGUCACGCCGCCAUGGCACCUCUAGAUGCUGCUCAUGCAGCAGCAGCUGCAGAUUUCGUCAGGAACCUCGGCCCCCAAGAUCUGGUUGGAGGCACAGGCUCGGCCAGUACAUUGUUGUUCAUUUAUGCCAGCACAUAA